Messenger RNA from Venustampulla echinocandica, 1080 nucleotides. RefSeq lists its product as uncharacterized. NCBI's taxonomy places the organism in Eukaryota, Fungi, Ascomycota, Leotiomycetes, Helotiales, Pleuroascaceae. The coding region runs from base 1 to 1080 and encodes 359 amino acids. The record is from RefSeq and is a predicted model, not a curated record. The transcript has a single exon.
AUGCUGUCCUCGCUGGAGGACCAGGCUGGAUGCCAAGGCUCAAAGUCAGUCACUAAAGCGCCCUCAGAACCCCUCACGGGAGCUACGCCAGCAAAAGCUCCAAGCCCACCUGUCAAAUUAUCAAGUUUUACAUUGUUUCAACAACUGCCGGUGGAGCUCCGAUUGGCUAUUUGGGAAUUCGCCUUCUUCGACGAAUCCGAGGCGCGGGUUAUUCGGAUUGAUAACAAGCGGCAAGGGUCCCCUCUUCCCAAUAAUCGUCGCCUUGAUAAAUGGAUCAUCUCUAGCACUCCCCGCCUGAUACGGGCUUCAAAUUUCGAGUCACUGGAAGUUCUUAGGGCGACUAUCGAGCCACUCUUACGAAAGAGGUUUGAUGUCUGGUUUGGGUUCUUCAAUCCAAUGUGUGACCAUCCGGGCGAUCUACAUGUUAUGGCCAAUCUCGAUAUCGACACGGUAUCCGUGGAUUUCUCUGAUUACACAGACUUCUCUGCAUUUGUGGAUUUUAGCAGUAUCCGGCAUUUGGCACUUGGCGUCGAAAAGUCAGGCCCAAAUGGAGACGACAUUAUUUUACCUUCUGCCUGGCUUCCUCUAUCCACGGGACUCCCAAACUUAAGAAGCCUAAAGUUGGUCGUCGGACAGAGAAACAUCUCAGAUCCUUCCGGUGGAUGCAAACCCAACUAUUGCCUUGUUGAUAUUAAUCCACAAUUUUCCGGACUAAGAGGUCGGAGGUUGUACAGCGAACAAAUGACGAGGAGCCUCACCAAGCUCGUCCAUAUGGUUCGGAAUAUCGAGUCGUACAGAAAAGCCUUUCAGCGCUUCCGCCACACACAUGAGGAUGGGCAACGAUGGCAAAUUCUCUCAUUUGGGGUUGCAUGCCUUGUGACUGGACCAUUAAAGCUGGAGGAUCCAAAUUCUCGGCUUCACUGUGCUGUUUCACACAGGAUCUUCACGUCUACUCAAUAUCACCAACAAAGAAUCUCCACGACUGAGGGAGAUAGCCAAAUCGAGCCUGUCAAACAUAUCUUUGAACUACAAAUGAAUGGCAUGGGUGGAGGUAUAGUAGUGCCUCGUCACAUGCGGUAG